Macrobrachium nipponense is the source of this 1623-nucleotide messenger RNA. Its product is annotated as gastrula zinc finger protein XlCGF49.1-like. Gene Ontology annotation, cellular component: PcG protein complex; chromatin; transcription regulator complex. Gene Ontology annotation, molecular function: RNA polymerase II cis-regulatory region sequence-specific DNA binding; DNA-binding transcription factor activity, RNA polymerase II-specific. The record is from RefSeq and is a predicted model, not a curated record. Bases 1 to 669 code for a protein of 222 amino acids. The transcript has a single exon. Lineage: Eukaryota; Metazoa; Arthropoda; Malacostraca; Decapoda; Palaemonidae. Gene Ontology annotation, biological process: regulation of transcription by RNA polymerase II.
AUGAAAAAACAUCCACAAACUUGCAAGAAGGAAGUACCAACAAGAAAGAGGAAUAGUCACAAUGGAGAGAAGCCUUUCAGAUCAACUGACUGUGGGAAAGCAUUUUACAAGAGAAUUAAUCUUACAAAUGAUAUUACAAAUCCUACCAGAGAGAAAUUCAUAUGCAAUGACUGUGGGAAAGCAUUUUCCUUGAAACAUAUUCUAGUUUCAUAUAGAAUCCAUACUGGAGAGAAGCCAUUCAUGUGCAAGGAAUGUGGGAAAGCAUUUUCCCAGAAAUCAAGUCUUACACUUCAUAUGAGAUUGCAUACUGGAGAGAAGCCAUUCAUUUGUAAUGAAUGUGGGAAAGCAUUUUCCCGCAAAACACAUCUUACACUUCAUAUGAGAUUUCAUACUGGAGAGAAGCCAUAUAUGUGCAAGGAAUGUGGGAAAGCAUUUUCCCAGAAAUCAAGUCUUAUAAUUCAUAUGAGAAUCCAUACUGGAGAGAAGCCAUAUAUGUGCAAGGAAUGUGGGAAAGCAUUUUCCCGGAAAUCAAGUCUUACACUUCAUAUGAGAUUGCAUACUGGUGAGAAGCCAUUCAUGUGCAACGAAUGUGGGAAAGCAUUUUCCCGGAAAUCAAGUCUUACAAAUCAUCUGAGGUUGCACUCUGGAGAAGAAAAAGAAACAACAUGAUAAAAUGAACCAGUUAAGGCAGAGAUCUCUCAAAUGACCAACUAUAUAACAGAUCAAAUUCACUCACAAAAUCUGCUCAAGAAAAUAAGGAAAAUAACGAAAAAAUACAGUAUAUGGAAUGAACAAAUCAGUGGAAAACUGGCAGAACACCAAGCCAAUAUAAAGGCCCUAGCUUCACAAAUAGGAAACAAACAACAGAAGAUAAAAGUAAAUUAGAUAAAUAUGCAGUUUGGUGAAAAUUCAAAGAUUGUAUAGGAAGAUGAUGAAAGAAACAGUGGAGGUAUGAACACAACUGAGCAAGGAAGACCUAGAGAGAUUUUGGAAGCCACUUUUUGAAAACCCUAGACAACACCUGGAUAUUCAAAUGUAUGGAAUUAGACAACAUCAAUGAGGAAAUAAGAUCUUUCUUGGCAGCACAGAUGAGUAAGUGGAAGACCACUCUGUCUAAAACACUCUGAGGGCCAGAUAGUAAUUCCAGACAUAAAGAUCCAAAGAGGAAUAUUCCAAGGUGACAGCCUCUCACCACUUCUAUUCUGCUUGACCAUAGAUCCGCUUAGUAAAAUCUUGAACAACAUUAACACUGGCUAUGACCUAAGCAAAAGCAGAAGCAGAAAAGAGAAUGAAAGAUUGAACCUGAAUUUGUUUGCAGAUUCAGAGGAAAAAUUGGAAGAAUAAGUUAGGACAGUCCACCAAUUCUCAAAUGACACCUGCAUGAAAUCUGGGUUGGACAAGAGUGCCAAGAGUAAAAUAAAGAGAGGGAAGAGUGUAAUAUCAGAAGGUAUAAAGGUAGAAGAAGGCAUAUUUGUUGAAGACCUGGCGGAGGAGUCUGCAUAUAAGUACUUGGGAAUAGAAGAAAACACUGGUAUAGAACACGAGAAAGUGAGAGAAAAGGUAAAGAGAGAAUACAUCAGCCACUUAAAGAAUUAACACCAAAGAACAAGAUCACUGCCAUAA